Ruditapes philippinarum (Manila clam) is the source of this 1251-nucleotide messenger RNA. RefSeq lists its product as uncharacterized. NCBI's taxonomy places the organism in Eukaryota, Metazoa, Mollusca, Bivalvia, Venerida, Veneridae. The transcript has 4 exons. The record is from RefSeq and is a predicted model, not a curated record. The coding region runs from base 1 to 1251 and encodes 416 amino acids.
AUGGAAACAAUGGAGAUGUCAUCAUCGAUAAACUAUGAUAAAGCUAGAGGGCAUGAACACUACCUGAGGCAUAUAUUGUUAUUGGAACAAGCUUCGCCUAUUGCAUUGACGGCCAUUAUAAAAAGAGAAGUGACAAAAUGUGGAAGAGAUCUUUGUAUUUUGUUAAAUGAGAAUAGUCAUACAAUUAAAACACAGUAUGAAACAGAGUUUCUUCAAUUAUUUCAAGAAGAUAAUAUCAAUGACUACAUUGAUACAUGGGACACACUUCAAUUAUGUGCUGUGACAUCAGUUUUAUUUAAAUCAGGUCUAACUGGUACAGAAGUUAAAGCUAUUCAAUGUAUAUAUGAUCAGAGAAAAGAUAUUGAAAAAUACGUAGAAUAUGCCUCCCUUACAUACAAUACCUACAAGGAGAAACAAGAAUUAUUGCACGAACAAUUACUCGAGUUGAUAACGCUCAUAGACGACCAAGCUAAUCUUGAUUGUAAACGUAUGAUAUUUUCAUUUGAAUCAAAAUUAAUGACGUUAAGCGAACAACAGAUAGGCAAACUAACACGGACAAAUGAUAUUAAAACUCAUCUGAAAAUUGCAAUGGAAGUAGAUGUCGUAACAGAUAAUGAUAUCACUAGCGAAGAAGACGAUCAAAAGCUUCCGACCAAUUGCCAAAUGUUCACUGAAACACUUCGGAACAAAAGUGUCUACAUCAAUGAUUCAGCUAUUUUGACAUGUAAACUCAACCUUCCAAUAGAUGAAAAUGUUGAGUGGAGGAAGGAUUACAAGCCGGUUGAAAUUUCAAACAAUUUAAUGGUCAUGAGCAAGAAUGGCAAUCAUUGGUUAGCGAUUUCCCGUGCAUCAUUAGAUGAUACGGGUCAAUAUACGUGUGUAUGUGGCCAUAUUUCAACAUCAGCGGAUCUUACUGUUAUAGAGCACUUCUUGCUUGAUCUACAGAUAAAUGUUAUUGCUAAAAAUGGUGACAGAAGUGCUGAAGGGAAUCAAAGAGUUUAUGAAGUAAUGAGAGACUAUAUUAAAGAUAAAGAUGAUAUGAUUGGUUUACCUUUUGAUGAAAGAUCAACUGAUACACCAGUCUAUCACCUCGUAGAUUUCAUUAAGGCAAUAAAAAAAAUGCCGUAUCGUUUGAUAUUUCUAUCACUGACCAAUCGUCAACAAACAUACAAAUCAACUGCCACAGUUCAAAGACCAUGGAAGAUUUUCUUAAGUCUACCAUCAGUAACGAAUUUCAACAAGAAUUGUUAG